Molecule: messenger RNA, 615 nt
Organism: Helianthus annuus (common sunflower)
Lineage: Eukaryota; Viridiplantae; Streptophyta; Magnoliopsida; Asterales; Asteraceae
Product: molybdopterin synthase sulfur carrier subunit
Exons: 2
Coding region: 152-463 (103 amino acids)
Biological process (GO): Mo-molybdopterin cofactor biosynthetic process
Cellular component (GO): cytosol
Source: RefSeq, a predicted model, not a curated record
UUACGUUUCGGGUCGGGUCACUCGAUUCGGAUCCACAUCCGUUAUCUCAGUUCAAAGAUGCCCCUUUUGAGGUCAAACAAGCUUCUUUUUUCUCAUCGAUUCAUCUGAAGUUUUCUGAUCAAUUCAGUUUCCACAUAACAGGCCUUGUGUCAUGGGUUCACCACAAACAGACAAGGUUACAACAGACAUUUCACACACUGACAGCAAGAACGAGUGUCUCGAGGUUAAGAUACUGUUCUUCGCCCGAGCUAGAGAUCUAACCGGGUUGACUGAUAUGAAACUGGAAGUGUCAUCUGGUACGACUGCUGGUGAUUGCUUGGAUAAACUUAUUGCAAAAUUUCCGGGAUUGAAAGAGCUUCGCGGAUGCAUGGUUCUGGCUUUGAACGAGGAAUACACGCCUGAAUCAACCCUUGUUAAGAAUCGAGACGAGUUGGCAAUCAUACCUCCUAUUAGCGGAGGCUAGAAUUCUGUCUAUAUAUGUGUAUAUACGUCGUUCAAUAAGAAUCAAAUUUCAAGUACAAAACUGUGAGAACGGUAUAAACACUUGUACUGGCUACUUUAAUUUAAAUAGAUAAAGACAGUUAUAUAACCACAUAACCGUCUUUUUGUCCUCUA